AUGAAGCGCCUCACGAUCGAUCCAGGGACCUCAGGUCCUCCAACGAAAGAACACACCUAUGUUCCGACGGAGAUGCCAGAAGCAGCCACUACAAAAGUUCAUCCUUCGAAUGCCGAGGAAGACACCAAUGCUAAACUCAUGUUCGUCGGAACCGCGACUACAAUUCUAGAAUGGGAGGGCAUGCGCAUUCUCACGGAUCCAAAUUUUCUGCAUGCGGGCGAUCAUGUGCACCUGGGGCCUGGGGUGAAUGCCACACGACUCACAGAUCCGGCCAUAAACCUCGAAGAGCUCCCCCGGAUAGACGCCAUCCUUUUGUCCCACUACCAUGAAGAUCACUUCGACAAGGUGGUCGGGGACAAAUUAAAGCGCUCGAUACCCAUCAUAACGACGCCGCACGCGAAGAACUGCCUCACGUCGAAGGGAGACGACUCGUUCACGGCGGUCCAUGCCCUGGAUUUCUUUCAGUCGUUGACCGCCGACGUGAAAACGAACAAAAUCCAAGCCGGCCAGAAGCCCAGCGUUAAAAUAACAGGAAUGCCCGGGAAGCAUAUUCCGCCAGGACCGCUUUCCGUUGCCAACGAUAUCCUCUCCGCUUUCGACAACGGGUACCGCAUCUACAUUUCUGGGGAUACGCUCAUGGUCGACGAGCUGAAGGAGAUUCCGGAGCGAUAUAAGGGCCGGGGAAUCGACCUGAUGUUGAUCCAUCUGGGCGGAACGACGAUUCCCAGUCCAAAGAUGCCGUUGCUGAUGGUGACUAUGGAUGCAAAUCAGGGAGUGCAGCUCAUGCAGCUCAUCAAUCCGGAUGUCACGAUCCCGAUUCACUUCGAUGACUACGAUGUCUUCAUGUCACCGUUGUCCGACUUCAAGAAGGCCGUGAAGGACGCGGGAUUGAGUGAUAAGAUCGUCUAUUUGGAUCGAAAAGACCAGUAUAACUUCAAGGUCCGGCAUAGCCUGCAGCCCGCAAGGACGGUGCAGUAGUGGUCAUCGCUAUAGCUGGUUAGCUCUAGUAGCAUUGUCUGCUCACGCACGCUUGCUUCGCUGCCACAAUCCACAUAUUGAUCUAACCAAUAACGUGAAGUUUUGACGUUUUUCAUUCCUGUCGGAUCCCGAGACUGAGGGUUCCUUAUGCCUUUGAGAACAGAUUUCCGAAGAGACGCCCGUCCGCCUGUCCCGUCAUCCUUCAUGCAGUGUUGCGCUUCCUCCUCUCCCAAUGCCUUGUUCCACCACAAUCCCAUCCAUCCUUCACCCACCGCUUAAGUCGAUCGCUUGCCCUUGGGGUUCUUCUUGCCGACGUCGGUGAUGGUGAGCCCUGCAGAACGCCCCGUUAGCUCCAGUCCACUCAAUUUAACCAUCCCAUUCCAAUUGUGCUCUGAACCUCCAUCUGC
Messenger RNA from Trematosphaeria pertusa, 1385 nucleotides. RefSeq names its product Metallo-hydrolase/oxidoreductase. Bases 1 to 978 code for a protein of 325 amino acids. The transcript is spliced from 2 exons. The record is from RefSeq and is a predicted model, not a curated record. Lineage: Eukaryota; Fungi; Ascomycota; Dothideomycetes; Pleosporales; Trematosphaeriaceae.